Molecule: messenger RNA, 2226 nt
Organism: Phyllotreta striolata
Lineage: Eukaryota; Metazoa; Arthropoda; Insecta; Coleoptera; Chrysomelidae
Source: the annotation of a GenBank genome assembly
ACUCUCGAAUCCGGUACUAUUAACUGCAAUGUUACAUCCAUUACAUCAGAUCAAUCCACUUCCCCCAUUCAACCGAAUGCAUCCUGCAUCGAUCAACCGCCAAUUCCCCAUCGAAAAAUGCACCGAAAACCAUCCACCAGCGACGCCCCCUUCUAUCUCCUGGUGAUUUUCGCGGCCGUUUCCUGCUAUUUGAACGGCCUGAAAGGGGCCUUCGUUCACGACGACAUCCCCGCUUUGGCCGUGAACAGGGACGUUUUAGCCGUGAACAGGCUCACGGCCGUGUUCUCAAACGAUUUCUGGGGAACCCCCAUGAGCGACGCCGACAGCCACAAGUCCUACAGGCCUCUUACUACGCUCACGUUCAGAUGGAACUAUCAAUUGUCCGGCUUGAAACCAAUAUGGUUUCACUCGACCAACGUUCUUCUGCACGCUUCGGCUUCCGUUUUGUUCACGAAACUUUGCGUAAACGUGGCCAAUCUCGAACGAUCGUUUUCGACUAUAGCAGGAUUAAUUUUCGCCAUCCACCCUGUACAUACCGAGGCGGUAACCGGCAUCGUUGGUAGAGCCGAUGUUUUGGCCUCCGUCUUUUUCCUGCUAUCGAUAUUGGUCUACCACGGCAAUUUAGGAGGAAAGUAUUUUCCUUUAGCGAGCAUAAUACUCUCGGGGUUCGGAAUGUUGGCUAAAGAAACCGGAAUAACAGUCAUCGUUUUGAAUCUUUUGCUGGACUUUUACUUCAACUGGCCGCACAUAAGAAGAUCAACCUGCAACAGAGAAACCAUUCUAUUCGUUCGACGCGCCAUUAAACUCCUCACUUCUUUUUGUAUAUUACUGACCGUUCGAUUGGCCAUACUGCAAGGAUCCCUGCCCAAAUUCUCCCAGCAGGACAAUCCAGCGGCCUUCCACCCCUCCGUUUGCGUAAGAUUCCUCACCUAUUGCUAUUUGGUGGCUUUCAAUUUUUGGUUGUUGUUGUGCCCUUGGACGCUCUCCCACGAUUGGCAAAUGGGCUCCAUACCUUUGGUUACCUCCAUCGGAGAUCCCAGGAAUCUACUUACCGCUUUCCUGUUCGGAAUCCUCUUGAUGUUGUUGGUUAAAAUCGCGAGUGAUGUUGAGAAUACAGCUCACACGCCUAUAGUUUUAGGUUUGUUAGUUUUAACAGUGCCUUUUUUGCCGGCUACUAAUUUGUUGGUUACCGUCGGUUUCGUGGUAGCCGAAAGGGUUUUGUACAUUCCCAGCAUGGGUUGUAUAAUGUUGGUGGUGUACGGAUUGCAAUUGUUGUGGUCGAAACGCGGGAAAAAUAGGCGAAUUUUAUUUCUACUGUUGCUCGUUGUAUUGGCAUCGCAAAGCUUAAGAACUGUUAUGAGAAAUAGGGAUUGGAAAUCGAGAGAGACUUUGUUGAGAUCAGGACUGAGGACUCUUCCCCACAACGCUAAAAUGCAUUACAAUUACGCCAAUUAUCUAAGGGACUACUCCCGACUGGACUCGGCGAUAGAGCAUUACGCCAAGGCUUUAGAGCUUUGGCCGAGCUACGCGAGCGCUCACAACAACAUCGGCACAUUAUUGAACAACAAAACCCUGGCCGAACAACAUUUUUUAGCCGCCGUAAAUUACUCGCCCGGCCACGUGAACGCCCAUUACAAUUUGGGACAAUUGUACCGGAAAAUCGGUAGGAUGGAGGAAUCGAAGAAUAUGCUGAAGAAAUGCAUUCUACUACAACCCGGCUUUACGCCUGCUUACGUGGAAAUGUCGCUGUUGCUCGGAUUCGAUCACGAUGCUCUCUACAACCUGCUCAAAAGAGCCGUUGAUUUGAAUACCAACGAUCCGUUUUAUGGGACGCAAUUGGGACGUUUUUUAACGAGGAAAAGUGACACUGUGAUGGCGCUCGUUUAUUAUUGGAAAGCUUUGAGGGUGUCGCCCGGACACCGGGAAGCCAUGUUGGGGGCGGCGAAUGCAUUGAGGAAAUCCGGUCAAAAAUCCCGUUUGCUUCAAUUGAUAACAAGAUGGCAAUUGAUUAAGAAAGGUUGUUGUAAACCGUUGUCGAAAAUUCAUAUCUACAUUCAGGAGUGGCAUCUUCGAAACGAGUUGAAAUUGAGGGCCAAGGAAUACGAUCAGAACGUAUUGGAUGCUGGAGGUUUCGAAAAAACGCAAAGUUGGAUAAAUCGGACCGAAGAAAAACCAGUGGUUGCGAAUCCAUCGGUGUCUCUUCAACAUUUACUGGACGUAUCGUAA